AGGAAUAUCCAGACGAUGCUGAGCUGAUUGGUCCGGAAGAUGAAGAACUGUUGGACUCGGCUCCAGCUGCCCGAGACUUGGAUGCACGCCGGAGGAUUAAGGAGUUUAUGGAACAAGACGAAGAAGAGAUUGAGCGCUACUAUCAAGAACGUUAUGAAAAUAGAAAUUAUGCUGACAGAUUUGGAGAUGGUGAGGCUAUGGCUGAUAGUAUUGUCCAAAAGGAACGUCUACCUGGAAUUAAAGAUCCCAAUUUGUGGUCUUUGAGAUGUAAAAUGGGUGAGGAAAAAGCCACUAUUCUCGCUUUGAUGAACAAAUUCAUCGCUUACCAAUAUUCGGAUACGCCGCUACAGAUCAAGUCUGCAUUCGCCAAAGAAGGCCUCAAAGGAUAUAUUUACGUGGAAGCAUUUAAGCAAACUCACGUCAAACAAGCUAUUGAGGGAAUUUCCGCACUGCGUCUGUCAACUUAUAAACAGCAAUUGGUUCCAAUAAGCGAGAUGACUGAGGUCUUCAGAGUUGUCAAGGAAUCUGGUGAAGUGAAAGCCGACCAGUGGGUUCGUAUAAAAUCUGGCCUGUAUCGCAAUGAUCUAGCCUUGGUUGAAUACGUGGAAGACGCUCAGAAUUUAAUUGGCUUGAAGUUGAUUCCUCGAAUUGAUUAUGAUCGUCGGCGUGGGCGUACUGUUGCUGAGGAGGAAGACAACAAAUUCAAACGUUUCAAACGUCCUGCUCAGGCUUUGUUCAUGUCCAGCAAAGUUCCUGAUCGAGUCCAGCGAGAUGGUUCGUAUAUGAUAUUCGAGGGCAAUCGUUACGACCAUUUGGGUUUCCUUCAUAAAGCAUUCCGCAUGAAUACUGUGGUGAGUUUAUUUAUCGUGUGCACUCCUUAUUGCGCAACGGUUGGUUUAUUAAGCCCACGAUCAUAUCAUCUUGAUAUUGUACCAAAGCCUGUUACAUCGGACAGGUGUUAUGUGAUAAACUACACGAUCACAGAAAGUGUGGUGUGUCAAUGA
Echinostoma caproni is the source of this 1004-nucleotide messenger RNA. The record is from the annotation of a GenBank genome assembly. Lineage: Eukaryota; Metazoa; Platyhelminthes; Trematoda; Plagiorchiida; Echinostomatidae.